AUGAUAUGUAUACCAACGUUGUGGUACUAUAAUUCACUAAAAUUUAUCACAAAAUGUGAAAUAUCUAGUCAAGGAAUGUCGUUUUUGGAUGAUGAAAUAAAAAAUGAACCGGUAGAAAAUAAUAUUGAAGAUGAGAAAAUACAAGACAUUACACAAAAUACAGAAAUUCAAGAAAAUAGAAAAAUCACACAAUUAGAAACAACAGAUAAUAAUUCGCAAAAAAGGAAAAUUAAAAAUACUGAUAUUCUAAAUUUGGCAAUACAAUCACUUCAAAAUUAUAAUGCAACUGAGAGGAAACCGGAUGAUGAUAUUAUAGGAAAAAAAAUCGCAUUCGAUUUGAGAGGUUUAGACAAACAACAAUUAAUUAUCGCCGAAAAGAUAAUUGCAGAAACAAUUUAUUAUAGAGAACUGAAAAAAUUAAAUGAAAAUUCAACAAUAGCAUUAAAUAACCAUCAAAGCAUUCCUGCGCAUUAUAUCUCAUAUAAUGCACUACCUCAAUAUCCAUUUAAUUCUGCACAAUAUUCAUCAAAUACAGAUAUCUAA
This is a messenger RNA of Heterotrigona itama, 543 nucleotides long. The record is from the annotation of a GenBank genome assembly. NCBI's taxonomy places the organism in Eukaryota, Metazoa, Arthropoda, Insecta, Hymenoptera, Apidae.